Siniperca chuatsi (mandarin fish) is the source of this 10214-nucleotide messenger RNA. RefSeq names its product helicase with zinc finger (gene helz). Lineage: Eukaryota; Metazoa; Chordata; Actinopteri; Centrarchiformes; Sinipercidae. Gene Ontology annotation, biological process: regulatory ncRNA-mediated post-transcriptional gene silencing. Gene Ontology annotation, cellular component: cytosol; P granule. The record is from RefSeq and is a predicted model, not a curated record. The transcript has 33 exons. Gene Ontology annotation, molecular function: helicase activity; metal ion binding. The coding region runs from base 141 to 6311 and encodes 2056 amino acids.
UAACACGCGCGCACACGCACAUGCACACACACCAGUCCUCUCAACCUUCAGAUCAGUACAUCCCACUAUGCUUUGCGAUGGUCUGACAAGUGGAUCCAAGAUGGCGUAGAAAGUAAAGCUAGACGUUUUGUCCCUGAGUCAUGGCGGACAGGAGAGCGGAGAAAUCAUGUGAAGAAGCCAGCAGAUCGUUAGCCAGACGGGACUACGAGGCGGCAGUCAGCCACAGCACGGACGCCUUGGUGGUCCUUGCACCCCAAGCCCCAUCUUCCAGUGCCCCAGUCCCGCCGAGCCCUCCAUCCCUUGUCGCCGCCGCCGGACCACUCCGCAGCCGUGUCCUGCUCUACCGAAUUGCUGCCUUCCUGCAGUUGAAAAACUAUGAUGAAGCAGAUGAAGACUGCAAACAUGUCCUGGCAGAAGAGAUUGCCAGGGGAGACGGUUCGCUACAGGCCAGCGUGCGCUCCAUGUUGUUGGAUGGCAGCCUGCAGGAGGUGGUCAGCAUCCUUUCUAAAGCCUUGUAUGGAGAGCCAAUGAAUGGCAUUGUCACAAAAGACCUCACCAGAUUAAAAAUGCUCUUCUCAGAAAUAGAGGCUAUAAAUAGGGAGAUGGCACCAGAAUACACAGAUGAUCAGGAGGAAGAGGUCCAAGAUGGCUGGCAGUUUCGUCCUCCUCCCCGAGGAGUCACCAGCAGUGAGGAGUACACCCUCUGUAAAAGGUACUUGGAGCAGGGUCUGUGUCGGUACGGGGCCCAGUGUACAUCAGCCCACUCGCAGGAGGAGCUGAUGGAGUGGCAGAAGCGCUAUGCGUCACGCCUCAUCCGCCUCAAACAGCAGCAGGAGAGCAAACACUUCACCGAGAACUACAUGGAGACCCUGAUAGAGAAGUGGAUGAACUCCCUGUCCCCAGAGAAAGUGCUAAGUGACUAUUUAGAAGGAGUGAAUGUAGAAACCAGCUCCAGCCUCUCUGUUACCGUCACCACCAAAAAGUCCUCUCACUCCUGGACCUUCUCUUUGUUGUGCAAGCCGGCUAGAAAGCUGUACCGCAUCGCCCUGCUCUAUGAUGCCCACCGACCACACUUCUUCAUCACCGGUGUGUCAGCUGGGGAGCGGCUACAAGCCGUCCCCAAAAGCUGCCAAGAGUGGACUCCAGGAGAGGAAACAGCAGUGGUAGCAGACAAUGGCCUGGACCACUGUGUCUACAAGGUAGCAGUGGGCUUCAGCACAGAAAUCUUUGGUACCUUCCGACAGACCAUUGUUUUUGACUUCGGCUCAGAGCCUGUGCUGAUGCAGCGGAUCAUGGUGGAUGCUGCCUCUAUUGAAGACCUAGAACACCUGAUGGCAGCCAGGCAGCAGCUCUUGAUGACUGCAAAGCGCUGGGACUCUUCUUGUAAAACCAUUGUAGAAUUCAUUCCUAACGAAACGAUGGCUGAACUGGAGCGCAGCCUCCUCUCACGCUAUCAGAUCCCUCUGUCGGCCGACCAGCUCUUCACCCAGUCAGUCCUGGACAAGACUCUGACCAAAGACAACUACCAGGCCCGACUGCAUGACCUGCUCUACAUAGAAGAGAUUGCACAAUAUAAGGAAGUUAGCAAGUUCAACAUCAAAGUGAAUCUGCAGCUAGUCACCAGCUUUAUGCUGACCGGCAUUUCUGUUGGAGCCAAGUAUGCCCAGAAUGGACAGCUCUUUGCACGCUUCAAACUCACUGAAACACUUUCUGAGGACACAUUGGCUGGGCGGCUAGUGAUGACCAAGGUGAAUUCAGUCCUGCUGCUGCCACUGGGCCGUGAGGGGGUCAGCAGCCAGCCACCUCCUGGGGUCAAAGAGCGAGUUUACGAGGCUGUGAUCGAGGAGAAGACCAAGGACUACAUCUUCCUAAGGAUCUGCAAGGACUGCUGUCUGGAGUUGGGGCUACAGCCUGACAGAGAAAUACAGGUGGAGCUCCAGUUCCAGCUGAACAGACUGCCACUCUGUGAGAUGCACUAUGCCCUGGAUCGCAUCAAAGAUAAUACCAUCCUUUUUCCUGACAUUGGCCUUGUCCCCACCAUCCCCUGGAGCCCCAACAGGCAGUGGGACGAGCAGCUGGAUCCCCGUCUGAAUGCCAAGCAGAAAGAGGCCAUCCUAGCCAUCACCACACCCGUCUCUAUUCCCCUGCCCCCAAUCCUCAUCAUUGGGCCCUACGGCACCGGCAAGACCUUCACCUUGGCACAGGCUGUCAAACACAUCCUCCGCCAGGACCACAGCAGGGUCCUGAUCUGCACCCACUCCAACAGUGCGGCUGACCUUUACAUUAAGGACUACCUUCAUCCUUACGUUGAAGCAGGCAAUCCACAUGCCAGACCUCUCAGGGUAUACUUCAGGAACCGCUGGGUGAAGACGGUUCACCCAGUGGUCCAGCAGUACUGUCUCAUCUCCAGCACACAUGUCACUUUCCAGAUGCCCACAAGGGAGGACAUCCUCAGGCACCGUGUGGUGGUGGUCACCCUCAGCACCUCCCAAUACCUCUGCCAGCUUGACUUGGAGCCCGGGUUGUUCACUCAUAUCCUAUUGGAUGAAGCGGCCCAGGCCAUGGAGUGUGAAACCAUCAUGCCUUUUGCUCUAGCUAGCAAGACCACCCGCAUUGUGCUUGCUGGAGACCAUAUGCAGCUCAGUCCAUUUGUGUACAGCGAGUUUGCGCGGGAGCGUAACCUGCAUGUGUCACUGCUGGACCGACUGUAUGAGCACUACCCUCCUGAAUACCCCUGUCGCAUCCUCCUGUGUGAGAACUAUCGCUCCCAUGAAGCUAUCAUCAACUACACAUCAGAAUUAUUUUAUGAUGGGAAGUUAAUGGCAAGUGGGAAGCAGCCCUCCCACAAGGACUUCUACCCUCUGACCUUCUUCACAGCCAGAGGAGAAGAUGUCCAGGAGAAGAACAGCACUGCCUAUUACAACAACGCUGAGGUAUUUGAGAUCGUGGAGCGGGUGGAGGAGUUACGCAAGAAGUGGCCAGUGGCCUGGGGCAAGCUGGACGAUGGCAGCAUUGGAGUGGUGUCACCAUACGCUGACCAGGUGUUCCGCAUUCGUGCUGAGCUCCGAAAGAAGAGAAUGCAUGAGGUCAGCGUGGAAAGAGUGCUCAAUGUCCAAGGUAAACAGUUCCGGGUGCUGUUCCUCAGCACGGUGCGGACGCGGCAUACCUGCAAGCACAAGCAGACGGCCAUCAAACGUAAAGAGCAGCUAGUUGAGGACUCAACGGAGGACCUUGACUAUGGAUUCCUCUCCAACUACAAGCUACUCAACACGGCCAUCACCAGAGCCCAGUCCCUGGUUGCAGUUGUCGGAGACCCAAUAGCACUGUGCUCUGUUGGGCGCUGCAGAAAAUUCUGGGAGCACUUUGUCUCCAUCUGCCACGAGAACUCGAGCCUACAUGGCAUCACCUUUGAGCAGAUCAAGGCUCAGCUGGAGGCCCUGGAGCUGAAGAAGACCUAUGUCCUGAACCCAUUGGCCCCAGAGUUCAUCCCCCGUGCCCUCAGGCCCAUGCAAGGGCACCACUCUUCUUCGCAGACCCUCCAUCCCCACCAUCAUCCACAUCCUCAGCACGUGCAGCCCGCCUCCAACAAGCUGGGUCCACAGCAGCAGCAGCAACAGCAGCAACAGUCACCCCCUAAAGGGAAACAUGCAAACCACACAGAGCACCUUCCACCUGAUGGAUAUGUCCAACCCAACCCAGCCGUGUUGAUGGGAAACCCUAUUCGGGCAUUCACACCACCUUUGGGUGGCACACCAGCUGGGAUGGGCAAGUCACCCAGUCCUGUUCAGAGGAUAGAUCCUCAUACGGGUGCCAGUAUCCUCUAUGUUCCAGCCGUAUAUGGUGGAAACAUGGUCAUGUCCAUGCCCCUGCCUUUGCCUUGGCCGGGUUACCAGAAUCGCUUUGCUGUGGACCCUCGCAUCAUGAGCCACCCGGCAGCCAUGGCCUACAACUUUAAUCUGUUGCAGGCCCAGAAUCGAGGCUCCCCCAUCCCUUACAGUGGGGUGACCCACCCCUCUCCUCUAGGAAUGGGCCAGCCCAGCCCUGACAAGGAGCUACAGGCAGACCCCAUCAGAAAUGGUAAAUUAGAAGGAUGUCCAAAGUCUGAACAGAGCCGUCUUCAGACACCAGAGAGGAAAACUGCAGACAUGAAGGAAAAACAGGGAGAUUUGGACACAGGCCAAAGUCGAAGUCUAGACUCGCAGUCAGAUGGGCUAGUUGGAUUUCCCAAUGCGCUGCUCCAUCGAAAAGAUCCCUCAGCUGCCCAAAGACCCCUCAGCUACCACCUGGCACCACCCAACCAAGCUUUUCCUCCACAUGCAGCCAGUGGAAGAGCCUUCCCCCCACAGUAUCCAGUCUCCAGGCUUCCUUAUCGGGUCAGCCAGCCUCAACACCCAGGAAUGGCCCAACAGAGUCAACAGCAGCAGCAACAGCUCAGCCCUGCCUACACUGGUGGUAGCCACAAUGCCUCCUUCUUCAGUGGCCCCAUACCCCCUCACAGGGCUGUCCAGUCGCCCACUUUGGAUGGGCCAGAGCCUGGAGGGGUGGAGGAGAUGAGUAGCUCCAUUAGGACUCCAAUGGGCCACCCAGGGGGCCACCACCCAGGCCUGUCACAGCAUAACAGGGUCAACAGCUUUGGGGAGGACGGACAGGAUGGAAGCCUGGGAGAUAGUCUGGACCUCCAGGGUCCCUUAGCUCUAGAGGCCCUCAGCCAGCAGCAGCAGGCAGCCAGGCUUGGCCAGUGGGGGGAGGCAGCAGGCCCUUUCCUCCAGGGCAGCGUUGCCUUCCCUCUACCCCAACAGCUCGCCCACCUUGCUCAGCCCGGCAUGGCUCGCUUCCCCCAUCAGCUGCUCCGGGCAGCUAGUUGGGGCCUUAGUGCCAAUAUGGAGGAUGAAGCUAUUACUUCUGCCCCCACUGGGCCACCCUUCACCAGGUACCCAGGCCUCUUGAGAGAGAUGCCCCCACAGGAACAGCCUGAAGCCAGGGAAGCAGCUGAGAUGCAGCCCCCACCUCAAUCUCGUCUCCUCCAGUACCGCCAGUCCCAGUCCCGUGCCUCAGGUGACCCUUCAUCCUCUUUAGCCACCCCCUCCAAUCAUGCUGGCCCUUUCCCAUCAGGACCUUACUCCCAUGACACCGGCCGCGAUCUCCUUAAAGACAGCCUUCUCAACAACCCAGCUCUGCAGCAGCAGCACCCGGGGAACCCCCUGUAUAAUACUGGUAGCUACCCACAUCAGCCACAAGCCCACUCUGCCAGCCCCCCUCCCUCCCAGGUCAAAUACCUUCUGCAAGAGGCCCAGUGGUCUCAUGCUGGAGCUGCAUCAGUGAGCCCACCACAGCAGAACCACCUGUUAGGGAACCAGGGCCACGGCCUUCCUUAUGGACUGCCCAUCAUGGCUCACCCCAGCAGGCAGGAGCAAGUCCACCUGAUGCAACUUCACCAUCACCAUCAGCACCAGCAGCAGCAGCAACAACAACAACAACAGCAACAGCAACAGCAACAACACCAACAGAGUCAAGGUCCAGACCAGGAGUCCUACCACCCACUGUCCCCCAGAACAUCAGCAGCCGCAGCCCUUCACAAUGUAGAUGAGUAUGAACCCAGAGGUCCAGGCCGGCCCCUCUAUCAACGCCGCAUCUCCUCCAGCUACCCAGAUGAAUCGUCUCCAGCCAACACCCACAAUGCCCUGUCCCAGCAUUCCCAGCCCUGUCCGUCAGACCCCCAGGACCACCCUCAUCCGCACAUACAGCAUCAUCAGCAUCCACACACCCCCUACAGUUACCCCUCUGGCCAUGACCUCUGGCCCAGUAAUGGUGGGGGUCCCGGUCCGUUCCAGAACAUUCCAUGUAACGGAGCCGGCACACUCGCUCAGCACCGGGACCUUCUAGCUUCCAAGGCCCUUCGUCAGACGGAGGAGCAGGUGAAGGUCGAGGCCACAGCAGCACAGCAGGCGCACCCACACUCCCUCAACUCCCUUCAGCAUCUUGGACAGUUUCCUCCUCUCAUGUCCAAUAACAAGCAGCAGCAGCAGCAGCAACAACAACAACAACAACAACAACAACAACAACAGCAACAGCAGCAGCAGCAGCCACCGCCGCCACCGCCGCCACAGGCUCCCACAGAGGCCAGCCAGGGGGCUCCAAAUUUAAGCAAACCACCCACCAUGUCCUAUGCCAGCGCCCUCCGCGCUCCACCCAAACCCCGAGCUGUUCGCCCUGAACAGGUCAAAAAGAACAGCGACCCCCUCUCCCUCCUACAAGAGCUGAGUAUAGGAAGUUCAAAUGGUAGCAAUGGGUACUAUUCCUACUUUAAAUGAGUCACCUGACCUACAUAAUACAUAAGUAAUGAAAUAUAAAACUAAACAAAAAAGGCAAAACUGUUUCUAAAAACACAAAAAAAUAGUGCAAAGUGCAUUUACAAAUAAUUUCUAUCAGUAGGUUUGUUUUCUGCAUUUUGUUUCAUUUUAACUUUUUAUUUGUAACAGUCAUCUUUUCUCCUGUUUCACAUAUCUGUGAAGAAAAUAAGUAUAUAUAAUGAAUGCAUUACUGGUAUAUAUACAUACUCAUUAUGUAUAUAUGAAUAUAUACUUAUAUUAUCUGCACUUGUAUAUGUACGUAAUGCUAAAAAAUUUAGAAAAAAAUAAAAAAAAUAAAUAAAAAAGGCAAGAUUUGGUUGACCACUUAGCUACCUGCAUAUUUUUCCUUAUUGAAGUUGGUUUUGUUGGUUACUAAAUAAGUAUGUUGAAGUUUUUAUCAUUUUGUAUUCCUCAGUUUUGAGUGGACGUUACGUCUUGAUUUUCAUACUACUGUAGUUGUGGUAGCGGACAAAAGCUAAGUGGUCAACUGACACAGAAACUACAUGGAACAGUGUAUAGAAGUAGAUACAUUUUCCUCUAAUCUGUACAUAUAAAGAAAAUAAAAGACUGAAUUGUAUGCCACAGACAUGUCCUUAAAUUCCUGUAUCAUGCAAGCAUUUGCAUUAUGAAUUCUUUUCCGUUUGUCGGCUUCUGAUCCUUAAUUCUUAGACAUCCUUACCUGGGAGUCAUCUUCAGUGAUUUAGUAGUAAAUGCGAUUAUUUACUGAAAAAUAACAAUACAAAUAUUGAUUGCGCAUCUUCACUAAUGUCUCAUCAGCAACAAUAGAUACGGUGUGAAAAUUUCAAAGUAUCAACAACCAUGUCAUUCCUCCUUUGUUUUGAGGAUCAGAGAACACCAGACAUCGCUUUCUGUGAUAAGAUUAUCCCCAACUGCUUGGCUUGUGGCUGAUGCUCAGUCAUUUUAUUUGAUUUUAUUUCUUUUGUUUGUGUCGACAAAAUCUUUACCAGGGAAAUUGUUUCAAUAACUACUGGGGAUAUGAAAUGUGUUUGUUUUUUUGUCGCUAAUGGACAUUGAGCUUUUUUUUUUUUUUAAAGGUUGCAGUACUCUGAAGGUUUGUGAAAGUGAAGAGAGAGUGGUGAGGUCAGAGUGGUGUGUCAUGAUAGGUAAGUUGAAACUGAGGGUGUGAUCAACACUGCCAGUCAGAUGUUUUUGAACAUGCUCAAUGUUAACAUUUUUGGUUAAAUCUAAAGUAUAUUGAAACUGUAGAUUUAUAGUAAAUAUCCUGAAAUUUGAAAAUACACAUUAAUAAUAUAAUAUAAUAAUGAUGUAAUAAUAAUGUCUGUGGCUUUUUAUUUUAUUGGAAAUGGCCUAGAUCUUGGUCACUGUGGCAAACAGCAUACUGUGUAGCAUUCGGAUGUUGAUGCCGUCAAUGUGUUUAACACACUGUUGCUUUCACAGAUGUUUAGCAGUCAGAGUUUCCCAGUUUCUAGAUGACUUUUCAUAGUGUAAACCAGAUUGUUCAAAGAUCCUCUGCCAUUUUCUCUGUAAGACAAUCUUUUAAUCCCUGAGUAAUAUGAAGCUUAUAAUAAACAAUAAUCGCUUCUCUCUCUCUCGUAAGCUGAUAUUUUCUCCCAAUUCCACCAAAACCAAAAAAUAAAGUCAAAAGCAUUUCCCUAUCCCUAAUAAUAUUUUCUAAUUUCAGGGCAUUCAAAGCAAACAGUUCCCCCACCCCUUUCAACACUCUGCUUGAGAUUUAACCAAAAAAGUAACGCCAUAAAAGUGACUAUACAAUAAGCUGUUCAAAGACAUAUGACUGUUAAUGUGUCUCUUUUUAGACUGUGCAUAAUAAGAAUGAAUUGGUAAUGUCAUGGAAGUUGUUCCUGGUCAUUCAUAGAAAUACAUUAUUCACUUUGUCAUCUGAUCUUUAGUAUAUUAAUAUUAAAGCAGUAGAUGAAUUUAAUUCCCUUUCAUUUCAGUUGAAAAAGUUCUGACCAUGCUUUACAUUUGCUACAUCCCCAUUACUGUUUUUCUCUUACAAACUGAAACUCAUGAUGAACAUAACACAGGAACGUUCAUGUUUAAAUUCCAGUGAGUGAGUUGCUUGUCAUUAGUUGACACACAAGGAGGCCACACAGCUACACGCACAUGAAUUUCACUGCUAACGUACUGAUGCCCUGAUGAUUUAAGUCCCUUGCAGGUGAAAUAUAAAAAGAUGCUGAUACACUAUAUCUGCCAAGGUUUUUCCUUUAUGAUAAAAGCAAUACUGGAAACAGUCAUCCAGUGCUCGAUCCUGUUAUAUGUAAUCCAUUAAUUGUUAAAACACCACUGCCCCGUCUGAAAAACGGUGAAAUUGUUAUAAAAUCACCCCACUCUUUCAUAGUUUUCAAAUGGCAGUUAGUCACUGUUAAAUCUCUUGAAAUGUCACUUCCUCAGAAAGCUUCUACCCUACGGUUAAUAACUUAGAUGUGUUUUGAACAGUCAGCGGAGAGCUUCAUAAAGCUAUGGUUUUAUUUUUCAGUUUUGACAUUGUAAUUCAAAGGUCCAGACUUUUUGACUUAGUGGAGAACAACACAUUCUUGUAAAUAUGCAUUUUCUAGGUAUUUACAAACAAGAACUUUGGGAGCGCCUCAAUUUUGUAGAAGCUGUUCAAAGAAGAGGUAUGCCCUUUUUAAUUAUGCAAAUUCACAAAAAAUAAUGAUAAUUCUAGAAAUGGACAACAGACCAGUUGGCAGUUACAUCUUCUUGUAACUUUUUAGAUUUUUUUUUUUUUUUUAAGAUGGUGUCUGGCUGAUUUGACAAAGAGGAGAAUUUAUGUUGCAGCUGUUAUAAGACAACUUAUUUCACUGUAAAAUACAUAAUUUUAAAUAUGUUGCUGGAUUUGUCCUGUUCUGUUUUCUCACCACUUCACAGCUGUACAACAAUCAACAUGGAUUAUUUUAAUUUUUUUUUAUGUGAAGUCUUUACUUUUCAUGCAUGUUGAGAUGACCUGGCUGGUUUUUAUCCCUGUUUUUAUCAGUUUGUAUUGAUUUGUUGAUGGGGAAAAAAAGGAGGGGGAAAAAAAGCUUUUGUUAAACCUACAGAGUCAAAUUUUGGUUUUUUAUUUGAUGUGUACAAUAACUUGUGACAUUAUCAACAAAACUAUUAUAGUAUUUUACUAACAUGUCGAUCAAAUAUGUAAUGGUCAUGUAAGUUCUUUUUUUUUCUGCAGUUACUUAGCAGGGCUAAAGCUGAGGUUGCUCCCUGGUGUGUGUCAUAUUUAUCUUCAGUUUGUGUGGCAAAGCAGUCGUUGGCUAAUCUCUGAAGUUGUGCAAUACUAAUAUUUCACCACUUCUUCAACUACACUUUUAUUUAUUUUUGAAGAAGAAGAGAUUGAGCCAAAGACAUUUUAAAGGGAUUUUAUUUACACAUUUUCAUCAUUGCUUAUUUGUUUUUAAGGCUUAAUUUUUGUCCUGUCAAAAUCAGUUUCUCAGUGUUUUUGCUAUGAAACUAAGGGUUUUAACUCUUGCAAUGAAGUUGGAUUUGAAAUAUUUUCACCACCCGAUAUUGCACCAUACGUCAUCCUAUGAAUAAAACAUUCAUUGUGUGUGUGGCACACGGAAAGGGAGCAACCUUUUGCCCAGCCAGUAGAGAGCACUGUGUUCAGCCUUCUAUAAAUGCCACAUCUCUUCCUGUUCUCUGUUUGCUCUCCUCUGUUCUUCCCUCGCUGCAGUGAAUCAAUGGCACACCUGUUCUCCCAGCCUCCCAGUCCCAUUGGUUCCUCCCUCGUGGGUACAAAAUAAUGAAUAGAUCUGUUUUACUCUUCUUCAUUUCAAUUGGUGGUGGUUAUAAUAAAGGAUUUAGACUGUGUUUCAAAGGUUUAUUUUCUUUUUUAUUUGUUUCUCUAUUAAAGUGUUUUUAUUGAAA